Fusarium poae is the source of this 1422-nucleotide messenger RNA. RefSeq lists its product as uncharacterized. The transcript has a single exon. Gene Ontology annotation, molecular function: FMN binding; oxidoreductase activity. The record is from RefSeq and is a predicted model, not a curated record. Lineage: Eukaryota; Fungi; Ascomycota; Sordariomycetes; Hypocreales; Nectriaceae. The coding region runs from base 1 to 1422 and encodes 473 amino acids.
AUGUCUUCUUCUGUUCGUCCCGUCGUCGUCGUGGGUUCGGGCCUAGCUGGACUGUCAGCAUCGUACGAGGCUCUGCAGCGUGGUGCACCCUCAGUUCAUCUUCUCGAUCGCGCUCCUAAGCCUGGCGGUAAUAGCAUCAAGGCUUCGUCUGGUAUCAACGGUGCGGGAACAAAGUAUCAGCGCGCUGCUGGUGUAGAUAGCGAUACUUCUUUUUAUACCGACUCUAUCCGAUCAGCUGGGUCAAGGUUUCAUCUCAGUCAACCAUCUGUGGAUCGAGAGGCUCUUGUUACAAAGCUCACAUCUGAAUCAGCAGCCGCUGUCGAAUGGCUUGUUGAUGAGAUUGGCGUUGACCUCAGCGUUGUUGCACCUCUCGGCGGACAUAGCGUUGCUCGUACCCAUCGAGGCGCUGGAAAGACACCUCCCGGAGCCGCCAUUAUUAUUGCUUUACUAAACAAACUCAAGGAGAACAAAAAGUUCUCUAUUACCAACCUCGCCGAAGUCAAAGCCCUGCUAAAGGAAAAUGAUGAAGUCAAAGGCGUCGAGUAUGAAUUUGAAGGCCAGAAGCACAACCUCGAGGGUUCAGUUCUAUUUGCCAGUGGUGGCUUUGCCGGUGAUGCCACAGGUCUUUUGGCACGUUAUCGCCCCGAUCUGAAGGGCAUCCCUUCAACCAACGAUGAGAGACCUGGAUCUCACGAUAUUCUCACCUCUGUUGGAGCCGAGCUAUUAGAUAUGGACAGUGUUCAAAUCCACCCAACAGGCUUCGUCGACCCCGCCAGUCCCAACACAAUGCUCAAGUUUCUCGCAGCCGAGAUGCUCCGUGGCGAAGGUGGUAUUCUUCUUUCACCAGAUGGAUCUCGUUUCGUCAAUGAAAUGGAUACCCGCGAGCAUGUCAGCAACGCCAUUAUGAAGCUUCCAACUGCCACUGACGGCGGUGGCGUGAUCAAGCAGUGGGAUAUAACGAUUCUUCUCGAUCCUGGUGCUUCAGAAGCGUCGGUCAACCACAUCAGCUUCUACGAAUGGAAAGGUCUUCUCAAAAAGGUCAAAGUGCGCGACCUAACCAGCGCCCAAAUUGCUGCUGUGGACAAGUAUGCCAAAGCAGUAGCUGAUGGGUCAGCGGAUGAGUUUGGUCGUACACAACGUGGAAGAUGGACACUUCCACCAGGAGAGGAGAACCGGGACCAAGAUAUUUAUAUCGGCAGAGUGACGCCCAUUACACACUUCACCAUGGGAGGAGUCGCUAUUGAUGAGAAGGCUCGUGUGUUGAAGAAGAGUGGUGAUAAGCUUGUACCUAUUCCUGGUUUGUUUGCUGCAGGGGAGAUUACUGGUGGUAUUCAUGGUGAUAACCGCCUGGGGGGAUCUUCACUGCUGGAAUGUGUUGUGUACGGACGGACUGCUGGUGCUGAGAUUGUUGGCUCGGCUUAG